Messenger RNA from Manihot esculenta (cassava), 2069 nucleotides. RefSeq names its product AT-hook motif nuclear-localized protein 17. The transcript has a single exon. The record is from RefSeq and is a predicted model, not a curated record. Gene Ontology annotation, cellular component: nucleus. The coding region runs from base 295 to 1242 and encodes 315 amino acids. Lineage: Eukaryota; Viridiplantae; Streptophyta; Magnoliopsida; Malpighiales; Euphorbiaceae. Gene Ontology annotation, molecular function: minor groove of adenine-thymine-rich DNA binding; DNA-binding transcription factor activity.
CCCCAACCAGCGGCGCUGUUAGUCUUUACUUGUGGUUUCCAAGCUCACCCACCUUCCCCUCAUCCUCUUCCUCUUUUCUUAUAUCUAUGCUUUAAACAAUUCAAACAACCAAUCUUCGCCCUCUCUCUUUCUGCUUCUUCCAUAUCUAUCCAUCUUCUUCUUUCAAUUUUUUUUUUGUUUCUUUUUCCUUUUUAAAUUCCUUUUAGCAAAUAUCUUCCGCCUAUCAUUCCCCAUACUUUCCCAAAAUAGAGAUUAAACUAUUACAGAAAAUCCAAAACCCCACAUCACCAAAACAUGAAAGGUGAAUAUGGAGACCCCCACCAUUCUUCUAAGCAUCAAAACGCUUCCCCCAUCACCAUGUUCUCCAAACUCCACCACCCGCACCACCUCCCCUUCUCCCACCACUUCCCUCUCUCUCGUGAAUCCGAGGAUGAUGACGCUAGAAGCACCGGCGCCCUCCCCGUUGCUUCCCUUUCUCCAAACACCACCACCACUAACGCAACCCCCAUCUCCGCCACCCCUAUCAAGAAACAGAAACCUGCCGAACCCAAUAGCGGUGAUGGUGCCACUAUUGAAGUUAUUCGCCGGCCCAGGGGUAGACCGCCUGGUUCUAAGAAUAAACCAAAACCACCUGUUAUUAUUACGCGUGACCCUGAACCAGCUAUGAGUCCUUACAUUCUUGAAGUUCCUGGUGGAAGCGACGUCGUUGAAGCGAUAUCCCGCUUUUGUCGCCGGAAGAACGUCGGUAUCUGCGUUCUUACAGGAUCUGGUACGGUUGCUAACGUCACUCUUCGUCAGCCGUCGACGACUCCGGGGUCUAUCAUUACUUUUCAUGGAAGAUUCGACAUUUUAUCGAUUUCUGCUACGUUUUUGCCUCAAGCUGUGUCGUAUCCAGUGCCUAAUACUUUCACUAUUUCUCUGGCGGGUCCCCAGGGCCAGAUCGUGGGUGGAUUAGUUGCUGGUAGCUUAGUAGCAGCUGGUGCUGUGUAUGUUAUCGCCGCGACGUUUGAUAACCCGAGUUAUCACCGGUUACCAGUUGAAGAUGAAGGGAGAAAUUCUGGGUCUGGCGGUGGCGGCGAGGGUCAUUCUCCAUCGGUUUCCGGUGCCGGUGGAGGCGGAGAGAGUGGACACACGCAAGGUGGAGGGGAGUCUUGUGGGAUGGUUAUGUACAGUUGUCAUUUGCCUUCUGAUGUCAUCUGGGCACCCACUGCCAGGCCACCACCGCCUCCACCGCCCUUCUAAAGUUUACUGUGAAUUAUUUUUUUUUUUCCCUUUCUUUGAAAAUGGAAAUCUUUAGGCUUGGCCGUCGAUUAUCACAAUCUUCUUGAUCACUUCUGUUUAAUUCUGAGUCCUAAUGUAACGUCGUAGUGAUUUUAGCUUGGAGGAACAGUGUAGCUAUUUUUUUCAAUCAAGUCUGUGAAAAAUAUAUUUACUUUCUUGUUAAUUGAUUAUACAUGAGUCUGUUCAAAUGAGAUAAAAAAAUUGUUAUUCAGAAGUGAAGUGAAAAGAAAGCUUAUGGACUAGUCUGACGCAUAGUGCUUAGCGUAUGGAGUGUGGAAGAGUGAUGGACGUCGAAAUCAGCAAUUAUGAAUUCUGGAGUCAUGUCAUGGGGUUUUUACACGGUGGGUUAUUGCGUGAUGGGUUGGCCUUGAAGUUUGAGACAGACCAAAAAUCUCUCUGAAUCCACCGCCAGAUUUCUGCAGCCAGCUGCUGUUACAGGCUGCAGUUGCACCGGGUGUGAAAGAUAAUGCUGAAUCUGAUUGAUUUUCCCUUUGCCUGCUGGCUCAGCCCUCUUGAUAUGGAUAAAGCGUAUGUCAGUGGAGAACGUGGCUAGGGUUGUGUUUGCUAGUUUUCUUUUAUCAGAGAUAGAGAUGAAGCUUGCUUUAUCCGAUCCGUUCUUAAAAGUUGAAAGCUCUCUUCCAAAACCCACUUUAUUUUUUUUCCAUAUGAUCUUCUGUACUUUCUUUUGUCUGCUUCUCUCCUUCCUUCCUCCUUUCUUUGACGGGAUAAAAGAGAACAUAAUGGAACCAAAAGGUAGGGUUUGCUUUCCCUCCUCUUACCACCUUCCA